AUGGAGAGAAUAAGAUAUCCAGAUGUGGAUUUGAGGGAGCUGAGUAUCAUGAGUUCGGACAGCGAAACUGUUGAGGAAAGGUCUUCAACUACGGGUUCAUCAAUUGUUUCAUCGCCUUUUCCAGCUCUAAUUAAUGAUGAAACGGUUUAUGUUGCUGUCGGGAAAGAAAUGAAAGAAGCUGUGUAUGCAUUCUCUUGGGUAUUGGAUAAUCGCAGACCAAACAAAAUUGUCAUUCUUCAUGUUCAUCAGCCAUCUCAGACCAUUUCAAUGGUGGACGGACCUCCCAUCAUUCGGAUACAUCAACGUGUUAGAGAUCAUCGUGAAGCUGAGAGGAAAGAUGCACAAAAGAUUCUUGAUAAAUACAUAUUACAUUGUCAGAAAGCAGGGGUACAAGCAGAAAAACUGUUUGUUGAGAUGGAGUCAAUUGAAAAGGGCAUUGUGGAACUGAUAUCUGUGCAUAAUAUUAGGAGGCUGGUAAUGGGAGGCGCCGCGAAAAAACACUAUACAAAGAAAUUAAUGGAGUUUAAGUCUAAAAAAGCCAUCUAUGUGCGUCAAGAAGCUCCUCCUUUCUGUCAAAUUGAUUUCUUAUGCAAAGGGCACCUGAUAUACACAAGGGAACCUAUGCUAGUUGGACAUGACACAGAAGGCAUGAUUACAUUACUUCAGGUUAGUCCAAGUACUGAUCAAGCUGAGAAAUCUCAUUCCUCGAGAUCAAAGUCUGUCACUGAACGUCUAAGUUAUCAGUUGGUUCCAUCGGAAUCAGCUGUUGAUCAUGCCCGAGUAAUGUCUGAAAAUCUUGGCACUCCUGGACAUCCUCCCAAUGAGAUAAUUGGAGUUGUACCCUCUCCUAGAAGUUCAAGUGUGGAAAGGAGCAGUGAUGUGUUGUCACAAAAAAGUUUAUCUUUGAUUUCAUUUGUUUCCUCUUCAUCAAGUGAAAGAAUGGAUGACACAGCUCCAGUUUCCAACACCAGGACUGAGGGAAAUGUUAAUGAGUUACAUGGAGAUGCCCCUCUUCAUUCUGAGAAAGAUGAAUCUAACACAUCUUUUCGGCCUGAAGAGGAAGGAACCGUGAAUGACGAACUUUAUCAUAAACUCCACCAAUACAUGGUGGAGGCAGAAAAUUGCCGACAAGAGGCAUAUGAAGAAACAACCAAGUGUAGAAAAGCUGAAAGAGAAGCUAUUGAGGCUAGGUUCCAGGCUAAAGCAUCAGAAUCAAGAUGUGCAGAAGAAGUUAGAAAAAGAAAGGAAGUUGAGGAAGCACUAGCCCUGCAAAAAAAGGAAGUUGAGAAAAUGAGAUACCAAUUAGAUGAGAUCAAGAUGAAACUUGGAAUUUCUAUGGAACAGAAGUCCUCCCUGGAGAUCCAAAUUAAGGCUUCUGCGAAGAUGGUCCACGAGUUGGAACAGAAAAUGUCCUCUGCUGUUGAGCUACUGAGAAAGUACAAGAAUGAAAGAGAUGAUUUGCAGGUGGAGUGUGACAAAGCACUAAAGGAAGUUAUGGAGCUAAGACAAAAACAUGCUGAGAAGGAAUCAAGUUCAUCCAUGUCGUAUCUUUUUUCCGAAUACCUUUUCUCAGAAAUCGAACAAGCAACUUGCCAUUUUGACCCGGCAUUGAAGAUUAGUGAAGGAGGUUAUGGAAGCAUUUACAAGGGCUUUGUUCGUCACACUCACGUGGCGAUAAAGAUCCUAAAUCAGGAUACUUUGCAGGGCCCUUUGGAGUUUCAGCAAGAGGUAAAUAUUUUGAGCAAAUUUCGGCAUCCCAACCUUGUAACCCUCAUUGGAGCCUGUCCAGAAGCUUGUGCUCUCAUUUAUGAGUAUCUACAAAAUGGAAGCCUAGAAGAUCGACUUAACUGCAAGGGCAACACUCCUCCACUAAAAUGGCAAACUCGAAUCCGCAUUGCUUUAGAGAUCUGCGCCGUUCUUAUUUUCUUGCAUUCUUGCAGCCCUAAGAGCGUUGUACAUGGUGAUCUAAAACCAUCAAACAUUCUGCUUGAUGGUAACUACAUAAGCAAGCUGAGUAACUUUGGUAUUUGUCACAUACUAAACGAAAAUGAGCUUUCAGAGAACCUGACUACAGGAUACCGCAGAACUGACCCAAAAGGAACUUUUGCAUACAUGGAUCCUGAGUUUGUCGCAACAGGGGAACUUACCCCGAAAUCUGAUGUCUACUCAUUCGGGAUUAUAUUGUUAAGGAUGUUAACGGGAAAGCCGGCAUUAGGGAUAGUGAAGGAAGUUCAGGCUGCCCUGAAGGACAGAAACUUGAAAGAUAUCCUGGAUAAAACAGCAGGGGAUUGGCCAUCUGGAAAAGCAGAACAGCUGGUUAACUUAGCUUUGAGUUGUUGCGAAAUGACUCGGAAGAAUCGGCCUGAACUUUCAUCGGAAGUAUGGAGAGUGAUUUCCCCAAUGAGAUCAUCCUGUGGGUCUACCACAUCUUCUUCUAGGUUAAUUCCUGGAGAGCAAUAUUCUCAUUCUCCACAAUACUUCAUUUGUCCUAUCUUUCAGGAAAUCAUGAAGGAUCCUGUGGUGGCAGCUGAUGGCUACACAUAUGAAGCAGAGGCAAUUCGGGGAUGGAUCGAUGGUGGUCACGAUACAUCACCGAUGACGAACCUGAAGCUUACACAUACCAAUCUUGUACCCAACCUUGUUCUUCGAUCCGCCAUUCAAGAAUGGUCACUAAAGACUCGAAAAGUAGUAUAACUGAACAGUGAACUUCUACUUCAUUAGGCC
Oldenlandia corymbosa var. corymbosa is the source of this 2724-nucleotide messenger RNA. NCBI's taxonomy places the organism in Eukaryota, Viridiplantae, Streptophyta, Magnoliopsida, Gentianales, Rubiaceae. The record is from the annotation of a GenBank genome assembly.